This is a messenger RNA of Meloidogyne enterolobii, 301 nucleotides long. Lineage: Eukaryota; Metazoa; Nematoda; Chromadorea; Rhabditida; Meloidogynidae. The record is from the annotation of a GenBank genome assembly.
UAAAAUGGAUGAGGGUGCCAUUUGUUUUUCUCAACAAUUAGAAGAUCGUUAUUUUAGAAUAUUAGAUGACGAAACUCCAAUAGUUCACGUUAACGGCUUUAAUAAUUGUGUUGGACAACCUCUUCCAAAAUCUUCUAAUAUUUUUGAGGGUAUUGAAGGCGAUUCUACAGCUGCCGAAAAGUUACCUAAAAAGUCUUAUACAUCAACUGCUCUCAAAAAUGCAAUUUACCGAAAUAAAGUUAGUCAACAUAAAUACAAAGCCCCAAAUAAGACACAAGAAGAACUUUUCAAUGAAGUUUGA